Messenger RNA from Cololabis saira (Pacific saury), 3518 nucleotides. It is a transcript of the gene dnm1l, whose product is annotated as dynamin 1-like. The record is from RefSeq and is a predicted model, not a curated record. NCBI's taxonomy places the organism in Eukaryota, Metazoa, Chordata, Actinopteri, Beloniformes, Belonidae. Gene Ontology annotation, molecular function: GTPase activity; microtubule binding; GTP binding. The transcript has 20 exons. Bases 114 to 2309 code for a protein of 731 amino acids. Gene Ontology annotation, biological process: mitochondrial fission; mitochondrial fragmentation involved in apoptotic process. Gene Ontology annotation, cellular component: membrane; mitochondrion; cytoplasm.
GGCAUGUCGUCGCCAGUAGCUUUAGCAGAGGGACAUUGAAUGACUUUGUACCGCGUCUUCGAUAUCGUAAAGAAAGUUGUGCGCUUGACAGGUCUGGAUUAGUAUCGGAGCUAAUGGAGGCCCUCAUACCUGUCAUAAACAAACUACAAGAUGUUUUUAACACGGUCGGUGCAGAUAUUAUUCAGCUGCCGCAAAUAGUUGUUGUGGGAACUCAGAGCAGUGGCAAAAGUUCUGUUUUAGAGAGCCUGGUCGGCAAGGAUAUAUUGCCCCGCGGCCACGGCAUCGUCACUCGUCGCCCACUCAUCCUGCAACUUGUUCACAUUGACCCAGAUGACCGCAGGAAAACUGGGGAAGAGAAUGCAUCAAAGAGAAAUGGACGCCUUUCAAGAGGCAUCGAUGGAGAGGAAUGGGGCAAAUUCCUGCACACCAAGAACAAGAUCUACACCGACUUUGAGGAAAUCAGACAAGAAAUUGAAGCAGAAACAGAAAGAAUGUCUGGAAAUAACAAGGGUAUUAGUGAUGAGCCCAUUCACCUGAAAAUCUUCUCCCCACAUGUCGUGAACCUCACAUUAGUGGAUCUUCCUGGAAUUACAAAGGUACCGGUAGGAGAUCAGCCCAAAGAUAUAGAGAUCCAGAUCAAAGAGCUGAUUCUGAAAUACAUCUCCAACCCCAACUCCAUCAUCUUGGCCGUGACCGCUGCCAACACAGAUAUGGCGACCUCUGAGGCUCUCAAGGUCGCCCGUGAGGUCGACCUUGAUGGGAGGAGGACACUCGCGGUGGUGACCAAACUGGAUCUCAUGGACGCAGGCACAGAUGCCAUGGAUGUGUUGAUGGGCAGAGUCAUUCCUGUCAAACUUGGUAUCAUAGGAAUAGUUAACAGGAGUCAGUUGGAUAUCAAUCAAAAGAAAUCAGUGGCUGAUUCUAUUCGUGAUGAAUAUGCCUUCUUACAAAAGAAAUACCCCUCCCUAGCAAACAGAAAUGGAACUAAAUAUUUGGCAAGGACAUUAAACAGGCUAUUGAUGCAUCACAUCAGAGACUGUCUUCCUGAGCUGAAGACGAGGAUCAACGUGCUGGCUGCACAGUACCAGUCUUUGCUGAACAGUUAUGGUGAGCCUGUGGACGACAAGAGUGCCACGUUGCUGCAGCUCAUCACCAAGUUUGCUGCAGAGUACUGCAACACAAUAGAGGGCACAGCCAAGUAUAUUGAAACAACUGAAUUAUGCGGUGGAGCGAGAAUCUGUUAUAUAUUCCACGAGACGUUUGGUCGCACGUUAGAGUCUGUCGAUCCUCUGGGCGGCCUGACGACCAUCGAUGUGCUGACAGCCAUUAGAAAUGCAACGGGGCCGAGGCCUGCUCUGUUUGUGCCUGAGAUUUCGUUUGAGUUGCUGGUAAAACGGCAGGUCAAACGUCUGGAGGAGCCCAGUCUGCGCUGCGUGGAGCUGGUUCAUGAAGAGAUGCAAAGAAUCAUCCAGCACUGCAGCAAUUAUAGCACGCAGGAGUUGUUGAGGUUUCCAAAGCUCCAUGAUGCCAUAGUAGAAGUGGUCACCUCCCUUCUCAGGAGAAGACUACCAGUCACAAAUGAAAUGGUUCACAACCUGGUUGCUAUCGAGCUGGCGUAUAUCAACACCAAACACCCUGACUUUGCAGAUGCCUGUGGGCUCAUGAACAAUAACCUUGAUGAGCAGAGACGUAGCAGACUCAGAGACCUGCCACCUGCUGUUCCCAGAGACAAGUCCCUUAAAAGCCCCGGUGGGCAGUAUUUCUAUCCCACUGAACCUCCUGUCCUGGAGGGUGAGGCCACCAAGGCAGCGGCCAGCGGCUCCCAGAGCGCUCCUGCCGGCGAGCAGGUGGACGGUGGGACGGGUUCCUGGAGGGGCAUGUUGAAGAGGGGGGAGGAAGGGGCGUCAGGUGACCGGGCCCCGCCCCAGGUCCUGCUUCCCCCAAGUCCCCAGAGAGGUCACGCUGUUAACCUGCUAGAUGUGCCUGUUCCAGUUUCCAGGAAGUUGUCUGCUCGGGAGCAGAGGGACUGUGAGGUUAUCGAGAGACUCAUCAAGUCGUAUUUCCUUAUCGUUAGGAAAAAUAUCCAAGACAGCGUGCCGAAAGCAGUGAUGCAUUUCCUGGUGAACCACGUGAAGGACUGCCUGCAGAGCGAGCUGGUGGGUCAGUUAUACAAGACGGCCCUGCUGAACGACCUGCUGACGGAGUCCGAGGACAUGGCUCAGAGACGCAACGAGGCCGCCGACAUGCUGAAGGCUUUGCAGAAAGCCAGCCAGGUGAUAGCAGAGAUCAGAGAAACCCACAUGUGGUGAGGAGAACCUCUCUUGAGCCUCAUCCCUCCAGGAACCUCAUCUUCAUGGACCAUCCAUCGGCAGGAAACCCCCCCCCCCCCCCCCCCAUCCCGCCCACCUUACCAAGUCUUGCAGUAUCGCCGACUGAAGCGACAACUUUAUAAAGCACUGCUGUGGAUAUGUGUAAAUCAAAAGUAUAGUUUUAAUCUACAGAACAAGGACUUGUACAUAAUGAAGGAUGGUGUAUUUUCUAUCUUUCUUUAUUAGCAUUACUCACUCUCCUGUUCCUAGAUUAUAUUUUUCUGAAUGUAAUUAUAACACAAGGUAUAUAGAUAAUGUCAUGCAUCACCACUGUGUGGAGCCUUGCUGAGAAAUGUCUACUUAUAUUUUAGAUUUGAAUUAAAGUUAGAAAUGACAGAACCAUAUUAAGCAUGUAGGCAUUCUCUUUAUUAGAUCUUGAUGCAAUAUAUUUGCCGCAAAUUUAUUUCCAAAGAAUUGAACUUGCUUUAUUUAGAUAUUUCCUUAUUUUUAAAGGCGUCAUGUUCGAUGUAGACCUGAAAGCAAGCUAAAUCAGACACAUUUGUUGCUGUUUUUGUAUAAAAGUAUUAUUGUCCUGUGCUGUAUGUUGGACGAAUGUACACAGAAAAAGACGGUAUGUACGUGGUUUACAGAGACGUAUCAGCGAGGGUGCACUGACUUAUUUAUUGUUUUGAGCUCAUGAUGAUAUAGCCCAACACAACAGAACAAAGAACACAGUGACUGCAGAGGUGUGGGGCGGGGGCGGGCGCUGGCGCGACGUCUGCCUGGGCUCCGUUUGGCAGCAGCUUUACCUCAGCCGACCGCCCAUCUUGCCCUUGCCACGGCCUUUGGCACUAGGAGACGAAAGAAGAGAGCAGUAAAUGCUACAGUCAAGGAUGAGUUGCAAAGAAAUAAGUGCAUAGGGGUUUGAAUGUUGGAGCUGAUGGUAAAAAGGAAAAUCACAGUGAAGAUAUGCUCUUUUAAUUGUUAGGGACACAAUGAAAUAAUGAAAUAAAUCAUAUUUUUAUGUGCAAAGAUAAGAGGUGUCCUUUGUUAUGGUGAAAGUGCACCGUUUAGAUUAGGGGAUGAUGUCUCCCAAUCCCAGAUUCUUCCCUCCCAAUAUUGGAACAGGAAAUGGGUUUUUUCACUCUCCGUGAGUUCUGUUCAUCAAUCGUCAUAUGUUUGAUAUGACAAGAAAAAGAGCCAGGUUCA